Messenger RNA from Nicotiana attenuata, 660 nucleotides. RefSeq names its product cytochrome b-c1 complex subunit 9. The coding region runs from base 141 to 356 and encodes 71 amino acids. The transcript is spliced from 3 exons. Gene Ontology annotation, biological process: mitochondrial electron transport, ubiquinol to cytochrome c. The record is from RefSeq and is a predicted model, not a curated record. NCBI's taxonomy places the organism in Eukaryota, Viridiplantae, Streptophyta, Magnoliopsida, Solanales, Solanaceae.
GGUUGCCAAAGUUGAACGGGUCUAAUGGACAUUUUAGAAUCGAGUAGUAUUUUUAGAAUAAAAUAUAAACAAUCAUCGCAUUUCUCUACGUUCCGAUUUCUCUUCCGAAGGAGCAGAGCUAGAAAUCUCCUGAGAAAGCAAUGGAGACAGCAGCCAGAAGAAGCAGAGGCGGCCUAUUUGAAGGGCUUUACAGAGUGCUUAUGCGCCGCAACUCUGUUUAUGUCACCUUCGUCAUCGCUGGCGCUUUCCUUGGUGAACGGGCAGUGGAUUAUGGGGUUCAUAAGCUCUGGGAGCACAACAAUGUUGGGAAGCGUUACGAGGAUAUUUCAGUAUUGGGACAGCGGCCGUCUGAAUAAAUUUGCUGUAUUCAAUGCUCAUUUGAGUCGAAGACAAACAUUUCAAUUAUCUUUCAAUAAUUAUUUUCUUGCCAUGCUGGUCAUGGCUGAUUUUUUUUUUUUUUUUUUUAUAUCUGCUGAUCUUUGGAGGAAAAGAACAGCCUUUGCAUUGUUCUGUAACCUUGCAAUUAUCUUCUAUUGCCAGAAUGCUUCAAUGCAUUAGGAAAGAAGAAUGAUUCAUUUAGAUAUUUAUUGUGCCUUGGAGGAAAUUGUUAAAGCUGGUACAUACCACUUCCUUGGUAGCAAAGAACAGCCUUCAAUACUC